AUGGAAACAUUCCAUUGUGGAAUCCCCUACUUCCUGAGCUAUUACAACCUAAUCCACCGGCUGCAACUGACUGCAAGCCAUGUUGAUGAUGGAUCCGAUCCAAACCCGAACCUCUACCCAUGGACGGUGAUGAUCAAAGUUGGUAAUAAGCUAGCCUGCAGUGGAGCUCUCAUCACCGAUCGUCAUGUACUAGCGGCGGCCCACUUGAGUUCCAUCAAGAGAGCAGCUCCAUUGAAAGUCAACGUCGCGAAAGUUUUGGUUCACGAGCUAUACGACCAGGAUAGCACCGAAAACGAUAUCGCUAUAAUUCGGUUGGAACGAGCAAUCCCGGUAGAUACAUACAUCCGACCGAUCUGUCAACCUGAUCCGAUAGAUUCUUACGCUGGUCAAAAUGGUUUAGACGUAGAAUGGGUCGACAAAGUGGAACUGGGCCUGGUACUCUCAGAGAUACGGCAGCUAUCGUUACCGAUCUUGUCGAACGAACAGUGUCAAAGCUCAUUUGGAGCGGGUGUCAUCCCUGACAACCUGUUGUGUGCUGGACCACCAAUCGAAGGCGCUGGGGCUGGUGCAGGAGUACUAUUUGCCGGGCGCAAGGACAGGGCGGCGCGUUACAAUCUCGUAGGCCUCGUUUCGCUCAGAAGAAGAGUCAGCCUGAAACAAACGAUAUCUAGCCCCAGUGUUUACACCAGGGUUAGCACCUACCACGAUUGGAUCCAAAGCAAUACGUAUGACGGAUGUCAGUGUGAGCUGUGA
Uranotaenia lowii is the source of this 753-nucleotide messenger RNA. Its product is annotated as transmembrane protease serine 11D-like. The coding region runs from base 1 to 753 and encodes 250 amino acids. The record is from RefSeq and is a predicted model, not a curated record. Gene Ontology annotation, biological process: proteolysis. The transcript has 4 exons. Lineage: Eukaryota; Metazoa; Arthropoda; Insecta; Diptera; Culicidae. Gene Ontology annotation, molecular function: serine-type endopeptidase activity.